CUUGAACGCACCACCUUCUGAUCAACGAUCUGAAGAGGAAACGGUGUUAAAACUUGAUUUAAAUAGUCAUGGAGGAGCUUUUGUUUAAAAUCCUGGUUGUCGGAGACUUGGGAGUCGGGAAAACCUCCAUUAUCCAGCGGUACGUUCAGCAGGUCUUCUCCCAGCACUACAGAACCACCAUCGGGGUGGACUUCGCCCUGAAGGUGCUUCAGUGGGACAGGGACACUGUGGUCCGGCUGCAGCUGUGGGACAUAGCAGGACAGGAGCGGUAUGGAAACAUGACUCGUGUCUACUACAGGGAGGCAGUUGGAGCGCUGGUGGUGUUUGAUGUCACGAGGGCCUCCACAUUUGAUGCUGUGCUGAAGUGGAAGGACGACCUGGACUCCAAGGUGACUUUGAACUAUGGCAGACCCAUUCCGGCAGUACUCCUGGCCAACAAGUCAGACCAGACAGCUUCUCAGCUGCCCAAACUGGACUCAUUCUGCAGGGAGAAUGGUUUUGUGGGCUGGUUUGAGACGUCUGCAAAGGAGAACACAAACAUUGAGGAGGCAGCACGCUGUUUGGUGGAACACAUCCUGACUAACGAGGAGAGCUCAGCAAUGGAGCGAGAGCGCGACUCCGUAGUCCUGUCUGGAGACACAAACACCACCAAGGCUCAUUUUAACUGUUCACUGUGUGAAAAAUACUGAGUGUUUAAAAGAUGAGCAGAUUACCCCUAAUUUACAUUACUUGCGUUCCGUCUCCGCUACGCACCGGUCCGACCUCC
Messenger RNA from Austrofundulus limnaeus, 766 nucleotides. It is a transcript of the gene rab38c, whose product is annotated as RAB38c, member of RAS oncogene family. Gene Ontology annotation, biological process: phagosome-lysosome fusion; endosome to lysosome transport. NCBI's taxonomy places the organism in Eukaryota, Metazoa, Chordata, Actinopteri, Cyprinodontiformes, Rivulidae. Gene Ontology annotation, molecular function: GTP binding; GTPase activity. The coding region runs from base 69 to 689 and encodes 206 amino acids. The record is from RefSeq and is a predicted model, not a curated record. The transcript is spliced from 5 exons. Gene Ontology annotation, cellular component: lysosome; trans-Golgi network; phagocytic vesicle.